Dicentrarchus labrax (European seabass) is the source of this 1655-nucleotide messenger RNA. Its product is annotated as GTPase IMAP family member 4. Gene Ontology annotation, molecular function: GTP binding. The transcript has 3 exons. The record is from RefSeq and is a predicted model, not a curated record. NCBI's taxonomy places the organism in Eukaryota, Metazoa, Chordata, Actinopteri, Moronidae. Bases 276 to 1019 code for a protein of 247 amino acids.
GACCAACUAUUCACCAACAAGACAUCAACAGCAACAAGACAUCAACAGCAACAAGAACUCAAAGAUCAACUGCUUUUACAAGACAAAGAUGGCCAGCAACAAUGGUCCCUGAAUCACUACGAGUCACUGUCACUGCUCAGUCAGUGUGGUCACUUCUCCAAACCUUUGACUGGUGCAGCGUUUCUUGGUUUUCCAAGGCCCACAGUGUUUUCAUGAGCGGUGGGCAGUGCUUCUCAGUGCUUCCCUGUCCCUGGUGAUUGGCUACAAAAACGCAGAUGAAAGAGAUCAGGAUCGUGCUUGUUGGAAAGACUGGAGCUGGGAAGACUACAACAAUGUACAAGCUCCUGGGCAAGGAGAAUCCAGAAGCUGGCUUCAAGUCUGCUUCCUCAAGAACAACAGAGUGCAAGAUAGAGACAGUAGAGAAAGAUGGAUACAGACUGGUUGUUGUUGAUACUCCAGGUGUGGAUAACACUAAGCUCACAGAAGCUGCGGUGAAGAAAGAGAUAGUCAAAUGCAUGACAUAUGCUGCUCCUGGUCCUCACGUGAUCCUGUAUGUGCUGAAGGCAAAGCAUUUUACAACUGAAGAUUGCACAGCAAUUGAGAUCAUUCAGAAAAUGUUUGGUGGUAAAGAGUCCAAAAAUUACACGAUGGCCUUGUUCACCCGUGGAGAUGAUCCUGAAAUAUCAAUCAUGGAGGAUAAGCACAUGAAAGCAUUCUGUGACCAGUACUAUUCUUUUGUCAGCAACGGUGAUGUGUCAGAGCUCCUGAACAAGAUCAAAGACAUGGUUAAAGAAAACCAAUUUUACACCAAUGAUAUGUUUAAGAAGGCACAGGAAGUCCUAGAGCAGGAAAUUAAGAAAAAGGAGGUGAAGGGCAUGACACCCAAAAUUGCAACAGAUGAUCUGGCCCGUGCAGUUGAUGUUUUGUUGGCGUUGACCAUAGGCGAACCAUGGAAAAGUGUAGUGGAUGAUGUAGUUAAUAUUGUGAGUAAGAAAGUCGAACAAUGUGCUACACAGUGAAUUGUCCAUAAUAAGCUGAAAAUCCACUGAAAUUCCAAAAGUUAUGAACCAGGAAAAUCAUUGUUGUAAAAGGGUGUAAAUGAGUGUUUUCCAUCUUUUUCUGUUUUCAUAGAGGGAAUAUCAUUUCCACAGCAGCCAUUUUGGUGUAACCAAUGAUACUGGUUUCAUUCCAUUUAGUGUAGCAGAACCAUUCCAGUGUGUGAACAGCAGCACCCUGACUGACUUUCAAUCUUAAGAGACACUACAGGUGAAUAGAAGACAAAUUCUAACUGAUACAUAUCACCAUGAAACUUUGCCAAACACCUAAAUGUGUAUUUUGGAAUGAUCUGAUCCUCAAACAGUGAGCUACGUGCUACUAUAACUGUGUUUCAAAUGUGCCCGGGGACGUUUAUUGCAUGUCACCCCCCUUCUUUAUUCUCAUGCUUCCUGUCUUUUCCCUCUACUGUCAAUAAAUGUAAAAUGCAGUGUAUGAAUGCAUUAUGUCAUGCAACAUUAACAUUGUCACAUAUAAACAAUAUAUAAAAAUGUUAAAAUCUGAUUGUUGAAUCAUUGCUAUCAAUAUUAACUUUCUUAUCAGAGUAAAAGUUGUUAAUACAACAAAAUCACAUCAGCAAAUAAAAGAUGAUGCAAACAGAA